AAAGAGUAUUCAACACCAAGAAUAAACAGAAUAACCAAUAACCGAAAAUGGGCUCCCAAGGAAAUAAUGGAUUACUUUUCCAAAUCACCAUAAAUAAACUGGCAAAGAUAAUGCUUUUUCUUCCAUUCUUUGGAGCAGCAUUUUGCAUUAUUUGGUCGAUAAUCUUCGACUUUGAAUCUUCAACUUCUACACAUUGCAGGUUCCGCAGCAAGGUCAAGAAUUACCUCCCUUCAAUAAGUUCAGCUAUAGGUGGCUACACACCUCAAAGAUAUGUAUGGAGAAUAUGUAUAGCACUUCACUGUAGUCCACGUUUCUUUAUAACAGCCGGAUACUACACAUUUAACACACAAUUCCAUGUGGGAACGAGGAACAAUAUAUACAAAUUCUUAGCUGGAUUGUGUGCUAUUUUGAACAGUAUAGAAAUUUUAGCUUUAGUUGUGUUGACUAAUAUAUCUUCCAUAGAAAAUUUUAGUAUUCAUGAGAAUUCUUUUAUAACUUUCAUGGUGACUUCUGAAUGUUAUAUGUUAUGUAGCUGUAUAGUAUUUAAAUGGGGGCGUACCAGUAAUAAUAGACAGAUGACUCCAAAAGAAAAAAAAUCCUUUCAUUACAAAAUUGCAUUAUUCCUGUUCAACAUCAGUUGUUUCUUCAUAGCAAUUUACCUUUACCUCCGACAUAAUAGUUACUGUGAAGCUGGCGUUUACAGCCAGUUCGCCUUCAUGGAAUAUCUAGUAGUGUUAUCUAACAUAGCAUAUCAUUGGACAAUGUGCUUAGAUUUUGACGACUAUGUUUUGGGAUUGCGUAAAUGCGCUGAAAGCAUGGAAUUAACUAUCAUCAAAACUGUGUAGCAGUUAGAACAUGUGCAGACUUUUUUUAAUCACUCUAACAAUAGAUGAGCAUUAUUACUUUCAUAGAAUGAAUCAAAUGCCAGAAUGGCCAAAGGAAAUACUCUUUAUAUUUGUUUUUGAUUUUUUUAUGUAAUAUACUUACAGAAGCAAGAGCUAUAGUGAUCAUUGUAUCUUUCAUUCAUUUUCCCAGACAUUGAUGAUAUUUACUUAAGAAUGUACUUAGGUUUCGGAAUGUGUGUCAGAUUUUUCGGACUCCUUCUUUCUCUCCCUAUAAUUCAGGGUAAAAUAUUUACCCCAUAAGACACAUUUUUCUUUUCAUAUUACUUCAUAAACUUAUUAAAAAGAAGCUCCGUAACCUAUCAAUAUUUUAAGCUUACUUUGUUUCUUAACUAAUAUUAAUGUUCUUUCGACCUAUAGUACUGUAUCAGUUUUAAAUUUUUGACUUUGAAAAUUUCACUUAUAUUAGUUAAUAAGUUCAUCCGAAUCAAAUUAGUUAUUCAGACUUAUGAUAUCCCCUCUUACAGAAACUUGGGAUAUAGGGAUCAUUUUUUUUUCAUUUACUUGUUUCUAAUCCACACUUUGUAUCCACAAGUCCUAAACCAGUGGCAUUUUUUCAUUGAAGCAUUUAGAAAAUCUUUAGUAACUAAUGGUAAUAGGUAACUCCUAGUUUAUAUUUUAUGCAAGUUAUUUAAAGGGUUUCUUAUAUCAAUACAAGUACAACAUAUACAAUAUCAUUGCUAAUAGCCUAUAGCAAUUUGGGAGCAGUUGUAUGAAUUUGUAAGCUCCAAAAAAAAAGUUAAAUUUUCCAACGAUUUCACUGCUGUUUUUUUAAUCAAAUGUACAAACUACAGAUGCUCUUCAGACUUCUCAAAAGAUGAAAUGGUUGAUAACUUAUUAUAUUUUAUUUACAAGAUAUAUCUUUAGACUUCUCAAAAGAUGAAAUGGUUGAUAACUUAUUAUAUUUCAUUUACAAGAUAAAUGAAUUACAUUCCAUUGGACAGAAAGGGACCAGUCGCAACUGCCAUAACAAACAUUUAUUGUGAUAAUUAAACUUUUAAAAUCAAUUUUGAGUGCUGAAUAGAAAGUUUUCAUAAUAAAUGACAUGAAUGAGUUGAGAAAUGGAGAAAUUUCAGAAGAAUAGCAAAAAAUUGCAGUGAACAUAUGCUUUAUACAAAAAAUUAACUUCAUUUGUAACACAAAUCAAUAACAAUAAAAAAUGAAGAUAGGACAUCAACUUUAUGUGAAUACUACCGCAUUUAUUGUGUAAAUUACAUAUAUAAUUAUUGAUGUCAUUUUAAUGUUAUGUAAAAACUUGCCUGAUUUAUAUGUAUCUAUGUUAUUGAUUAAAUCUGUGAUAUUUUCUUUAAUAAAAUGUGCAAUUAA
Mytilus trossulus (common blue mussel) is the source of this 2228-nucleotide messenger RNA. RefSeq names its product post-GPI attachment to proteins factor 2-like. The record is from RefSeq and is a predicted model, not a curated record. Gene Ontology annotation, cellular component: Golgi membrane; endoplasmic reticulum membrane. The coding region runs from base 48 to 845 and encodes 265 amino acids. The transcript has 6 exons. Gene Ontology annotation, biological process: GPI anchor biosynthetic process. NCBI's taxonomy places the organism in Eukaryota, Metazoa, Mollusca, Bivalvia, Mytilida, Mytilidae.